UCAUCAAAAUGGCCUCCAUCGUACGAAAGGUUUUGAACUUGAAGCUAUCAAGAAUAUAUGCAGCAGUUCCGAAACGACACCGAUCAGGAAGAAAUUACAUUCAGCGUGUAAACUACCUCGAGAAUGAUGUGGUGGAAGAUCACCGCCAAUCACCUCUUUCAAAGCAACAGGAAGUACAGCAACAGCAGUGGGAUCGCGAAGCAUUGAACGUGCCUAGGGAUUUCAGAUACGUUUACCCAGACUUUCUGCCAAAUCCAGAGCCGAAGCAUAGAGACAGAAUAUGUGAGUUAUUGGAGAGAGAAGAUAUGUAUCGGAGAAGAGCCGUUAUCGAUUUGCCAGAAUUCUAUGUUGGCAGUAUCAUGGCUGUUAAAGUGGCAGAUGCCCAUUCUCCUGGAAAAACGAACAGAUUUGUUGGUAUUUGCAUUCAGCGAGGGGGUCACGGAUUGAGGUCGUACUUCAUAUUGCGGAAUGUCAUUGAUGGACAAGGCAUAGAGAUAAUGUACGAGAUGUACAGCCCAGUUCUUCAGAAUAUCGAGGUGUUGAGGCUUGAGAAGCGAUUGGACGACGAUCUGAUGUAUCUUCGAGACGCUCCACAUGAAUUCAGCACAGUCCCUAUGGACAUGGAAGCCACACCGCUGCCAAAAGGCACCACAGUUCCCAUUAACACGGUUAUGGUCAGAUUAAAUCCACGACCUUGGCAUCAAAGAUGGGAAAGGUGUGAUUUAAAGGGUGUAGAGCCCUUUGAAGUAUCUCAAAAGUUGCGUGACAAAGCUAAAAAAGUGGCAAAACCAUGGGAAAAAUAUGACUUAAUGAAACAUUACAGGGAAACAAUAAAUGAUGAUGAAUCAGACACUAUUAUGAGAGAGAUUUACUCGAAGAAAGUUCAUGAAACAAGAAAAUCUCGAACUCUGACAAAGAAAACAUAAAUUUGAAACUAAUUUAUCUCUCCUUGAUGAAGUUUCAAGGCGAGAUAUGAAGGUACAUAUACAUAUAUUAUAUAUGUAUGUACAUGUAUAGGAGUGACUUGUGUUUUUGUACACUCUUUAAGAAACUAUCAGUUCUACAUCAGUAAAACUUUGGUUAUAACUACACAAUGUAAAUCUUGAUAACAUGUAUACAUGUCACAAAAAUUCAUUAAUAAUUAAAAAAUGUAUUGGU
This is a messenger RNA of Gigantopelta aegis, 1158 nucleotides long. Its product is annotated as 39S ribosomal protein L19, mitochondrial-like. Gene Ontology annotation, biological process: translation. Gene Ontology annotation, cellular component: ribosome; mitochondrial large ribosomal subunit. NCBI's taxonomy places the organism in Eukaryota, Metazoa, Mollusca, Gastropoda, Neomphalida, Peltospiridae. Gene Ontology annotation, molecular function: structural constituent of ribosome. The record is from RefSeq and is a predicted model, not a curated record. The transcript has a single exon. Bases 9 to 926 code for a protein of 305 amino acids.